Molecule: messenger RNA, 3245 nt
Organism: Planococcus citri (citrus mealybug)
Lineage: Eukaryota; Metazoa; Arthropoda; Insecta; Hemiptera; Pseudococcidae
Product: mediator of RNA polymerase II transcription subunit 25-like
Exons: 14
Coding region: 322-3087 (921 amino acids)
Biological process (GO): positive regulation of transcription by RNA polymerase II
Cellular component (GO): transcription regulator complex; mediator complex
Source: RefSeq, a predicted model, not a curated record
AGUCAGUCAUAAAAAUAGAGCUUUUGAAAUUGAAUUAAAAUAAAUUCACGUACAACUUCGUGCACUCGUUUUACAUCACAUAAAUUCAGUUCUAUUCGAAAUCGCUCAAUUGGCCGCGUUUCAAGAUUUCGGCCUCCUUCAAAAAUGAAUAGUCGGUCAAAAUGAUCAGUCAAUGUUUAUUGUUUUGAUUUCACAUUCGAGUUUUGAUAAGAAAAGUACAACAUUUUGAAUUAAUUUAGAUUUGUGUUACUCUUCGAAGCGUCAAAAUGACGCAUUUUAUUUCACGUAUUUAGUGUUCUAGUUAUUAUUACAUAUUGAAUUAUGGUGACUGCAUCACUCAACGAUCACGAGCCGCAAAUCGAUGUGGUGUUCGUGAUCGAGGCCACAUCUAUGAAUGGAACUUUUAUCAAUGAAUUGAAAUCGAGUUAUAUUCAACCGAUUCUCGAAUAUUUCAAUCAGGGACCAUUUGAGAACAAUGAGAUGUCUUGUGAUAAUCGAAAUAUUUUAUAUUCGGUAAUAUUGUAUCAUGCGGCCGAUAUCAAGCCAAAACCGUGUUGCCGAACGUUCGCUCAAGAACGAGAUCCCGGCUUCGUGAUCUCCAUUAUUGAAAAAGUCAAAUUAUGCGGUGGAAAAGCCCAAACUAACGCGAAUGUUACCGAAGGCUUGGCUACGUGUCUACAGUUUUUCGACGAUAUCGAAUCUACGCGAGAAGGAUGUCAGAAAUUUUGUAUUUUGAUUUGCAGUUCUCCUCCUUACGCUAUAUCUGUUAUGGAGAAUCAUAAAUACGCCGGUAAUAGUUUAGAACAAUUGGCUACGCAGUUUCACGAGAAAAAUAUACUGGUGUCGAUAUUAUCUCCUCGUAAAAUUCCCGCUUUAUUCAAAUUGUACGAGAAAACUGGAGGUGAUUUGAAUCUCGCGUUGAGUAAAAAUUAUUCCAAGCACGCUCGUCAUUUAGUUUUAUUGCAAGGAUUCAGUUUGAAAGAACGAGCGGUUAGUCCUUCCAACGUUCCUGCCACUCAUAAUACCUUAUCGGUUGCGAGUCCGAAAUCAAAUCCUGUGAAUAUCGGAUCGCCUACGCCCGCUGUAAGCGUACCUUUCAGACAAGGCACUCCUCAGGCUCCGACUGGCCAAGUUCAGCACCAAAUGCCUACCGUCGAUAUAACCCAACCUCAGCAAAUGCAACCUCAACAGCAACAACCGCCGCAGCAGCAGCAACAACAACAACAACAAAUUCAAGUUCAGCAACAGCAGCAGCAGCAACAACAACAACAGCAGCAACCACAAGCUCAACCUCAACCGCCAACUCCUCAACAACAACAUCACUUACAGCAGCAGCAACAAGUCCAACAACAGCAACAACAGCAGCAGCAGCAGCAACAAGUCCAACAACAACAACAACAACAGCAAAGUGUGCAAAUGGCUCAGCAACAAAUGCAACACGCCGUCAAUCAAAAUCCUCAAAUGAUGUCGCCGCAUCCGUCUCAGAUCAACCCUAAUCAAUGCCAGAUACCGGGCAUGAAUCCGAGUUUCGCUCAACAGGGAAUGGGUUUUGGACGAGGUGGGCCUCAGCCGCAAGGCCGUUGGCCAAUGGCCGCUGGUCAACCCAGACCGUUUCAAAGUACGCCUCAGCAACCGAGCACGCUGAUUAGUCAGCUGAAACAGCCUCCUAAUGCGAUGCCGCCUCAGUUCCGGUUCGAUGGUCCUCAAAUAAGUCAUCAGUCAGUGAGUAUGAUGGCUCAAAAUCCACAACAAAUGCACCAGUUCCAAAGUCAGUUGCAACAGCAACAACAACAGCAACAGCAGCAGCAGCAACAACAACAACAAUUACAACAACAGCAGCAACAGCAACAACAACAACAACAGCAGCAGCAGCAGCAGCAGCAGCAACAACAACAAUUACGAAUGGCUGGGCCGAAUCCCAUGAUGGGUCAACAACACCCUGGCAUGGGCGGUAUGAUGGGUAAUCCGCAAGCAAUGAAUCCUCCACAAUCCGAGUUCCAACGACAGACUAUUUGGCGUGGAGUAUUGGAAUGGAACGACAAGCAAGCUAAGGAUGCCACCGAAGCCCUCAAGUCAGUUCCAUGCGCUGUCACUUCGAAUGCGAAAGAUGGCGAACCGGAAGUGAAAGUUGACAAUUGGCCACCGAAAUUAGUCAUGCAGCUUUUGCCCAAAGCAUUGAUAAGUAACAUAGGCGGAGUGUAUUUUAAAAAUUCUACGUCCGUGUUAUUUCAUCCGUCUCCUUGUCCAGCUUUAGACGCAUUAACCAAAGUGAUGAGUAGUAACUUUGCUGGUUGUGUGCAGUUCAAUAAUUCGAAUUCUCCAGAUUGCAAUUUAAAAGUGCUUAUUUUACUUUAUACGCCCGAUAAAAAAGUGUACCUCGGUUUCAUUCCAAAUGAUCAGACGGCGUUUGUUGAGCGACUUCGUAGCUUGAUACAGCAGCGUAAAAAUAAUCCGAAUAUGAGAAAAAUGCCGGGUGGUCCUCAAGGUUUGAGCACGACCGGAUCUCAAACUCCAGUUCCAGGUGAUAAUGUUCAAGGGCAGCCCGGUCAUAUGGGUGGAGGUAUGAUGCCCGUUGGCAAUAUGAAUAAUCCGAUGAAUGGACAGCAAUCUCAUAUGGGAGGCCUGAUGGUCGGCGGUAUACCUCACGGCGGUGUCAAUCCGGCAGAAGCCAUGAUGCAAACGCAAAACAACCAGCAAGCCAUGUUGCAUCAAAAUCCCAACCGAAUGAGCGUACCCCAAGGUCCGAUGGGUCUACGCGGCGCCGUAACAUCGCUCAACGCUCGUCCCACUCUCAACGAUAACUCGGUCGAGCUGCACAACCAGCAAUUAUCUCGGCAAGAAAACUUGGCCAGAAUUCACCAACUCAGGCAGACAUUGGCUGCGGCUCAACAGCAAGAGUUACAAUACCAGACUCAGUUAGAAGUGACUCAUCAGCCACCUUACGGUAGACAUCAGAUGGUCGGCAUGCAAAGACCGCAGCAACAGCCUCAACCUCAGCAGGUUCGUAAUAUUCACUCGAACGCUGUGCAAACCGCUUCGCAAGCUGCUGCCCAAUUCGACGAUGUUAAUAAUUUUGAAUUUAUGUAGAAUCGAAAAGAAGUUCGAAUGAAAUAUUUUUUUGUACCCGAGUGGAAAGUCGUUAUUUUUAUUAUUUUUUUUGUUACGUGUGUAUAUUUUUGUAACUAUGUCAGCAGUGAGAUUUUCGUGUGUAAAUUCUCAGUAAUAUAUUUUGUUGUACAAUAUGA